ACAUGUUUUUUUAUUGGCUCUAUAAAUUCCCACCAAUCUGACAAAGCUCAGUAGAUUCUUUUCUUUAAACUACCUACUUAGAAGUUAUCAAUCUAUCUCCUUCCCCCUCUUUUCCGAUCUCUGUUGUGGAGAACACCACCAACAUCAACUCCAUUAACAAUUGAAGUUGGAGAAAUGGCUAUCUGCUUUCUGUUUCAUAUUUUCCUUCUCUUACUAACACUCGCCAAUGCAAAUGUAGAAGGUGAUGCUCUGUAUGCAUUAAGAAGAGCAGUGAAUGACCCGGAUAAUGUGUUGCAGAGCUGGGAUCCGACCCUGGUGGAUCCUUGUACUUGGUUUCAUGUCACUUGUGACUCUGAAAAUCGGGUCACCCGACUUGAUCUCGGAAAUGCCAAGCUGUCUGGAAAUAUAGUUCCUGAGUUGGGGAAGCUUGAACGUCUCCAGUACUUGGAACUAUACAUGAACAACUUAGUGGGUUCAAUUCCACCAGAAAUUGGAGGUCUUAAGAGCCUAGUAAGUCUUGAUUUUUACCACAAUAACCUCAGUGGCACUAUUCCUCCAUCUCUCUCCAAGCUUUCCAAUCUCAGAUUCCUCCGACUCAAUGGGAACAGACUGACAGGAAGAGUACCAAGGGAACUUACCAAGCUUGCAAAUCUCAAGAUUAUAGAUGUGUCCAACAACGAUUUAUGUGGCUACAUUCCGACCUCCGGCUCCUUCUCUAAGUUCACUGAGGAAAGUUUUAAGAACAACCCAAGACUAGAAGGACCUGAGCUUAUGGGAUUUGUGAGAUAUGACACAGGAGGCUGCAACUAAAGCAUAUGUGAGCAGAGUUAAUCUCCUAGAUUAGUAAUUGUUUUAAAUUAAUAUAGCUGCUAGAAGAGCAAAAAUAUCUAUAGGUUUGUGUAUGGAGGAUCUUGCUCCGUGAUUACCUUCUCUUCAUGUAGUAUAAAUGUUAAUACCUCACGGUUCCACUCUACUAGCGUAGUCCUUUUCCUUUCUGUACCAUUUUUGUGGCAGUACUCCCUCAAUGAAGGGUAGCAAUCUAACUUUUAAACUUGUAAUGUUAUUUUUAAUAGUAUGCUUUCUUUAUAAUCA
Lycium ferocissimum is the source of this 1092-nucleotide messenger RNA. Its product is annotated as leucine-rich repeat protein 1-like. Lineage: Eukaryota; Viridiplantae; Streptophyta; Magnoliopsida; Solanales; Solanaceae. The transcript has 7 exons. Bases 175 to 810 code for a protein of 211 amino acids. The record is from RefSeq and is a predicted model, not a curated record. Gene Ontology annotation, molecular function: protein binding.